ACAGUGACUGGAAAAGAAUGUUCACAUUGCACCAGGAUGGCUCUGAAAUGGACAUCAGUUCUUCUGCUGAUACAACUCAGUUGUUACUUUAGCUCUGGGAGUUGUGGAAAGGUGCUGGUGUGGGCCGCAGAGUACAGCCCUUGGAUGAAUAUGAAGACGAUCCUGAAAGAACUUGUUCAGAGAGGUCAUGAGGUGACUGUACUGGCAUCUUCAGCUUCCAUUCUUUUUGAUCCCAAUGACUCAUCCACUCUUAAACUCGAAGUUUAUCCUACAUCUUUAACUAAAACUGAGUUGGAGAAUAUCACGAUGCAACUGAUUAAGAGAUGGCCUUACAUUCCAAAAGAUACAUUUUGGUUAUCUUUUUCACAAGAACAAGAAAUCAUGUGGGCAUAUAAUAACAUAAUUAGAAACUUCUGUAAAGAUUUAGUUUCAAAUAAGAAACUUAUGAAAAAACUACAAGAGUCAAGAUUUGAUGUCGUUUUUGCAGAUCCUUCUUUUCCCUGUGGUGAGCUGCUGGCUGAGCUAUUUAACAUACCCUUUGUGUACAGUCACAGCUUCACUCCUGGCUACUCAUUUGAAAGGCAUAGUGGAGGAUUUAUUUUCCCUCCUUCCUACGUACCUGUUGUUAUGUCAAAAUUAAGUGAUCAAAUGACUUUCAUGGAGAGGGUAAAAAAUAUGCUCUAUGUGCUUUAUUUUGACUUUUGGUACCAAAUAUUUGAUAUGAAGAAGUGGGAUCACUUUUACAGUGAAGUUUUAGGAAGACCCACUACCUUAUCUGAGACAAUGAGGAAAGCUGACAUAUGGCUUAUGCGAAACUCCUGGAAUUUUAAAUUUCCUCAUCCAUUCUUACCAAACGUUGAUUUUGUUGGAGGACUCCACUGCAAACCUGCCAACCCCCUACCUAAGCAAAUGGAGGAGUUUGUACAGAGCUCUGGAGAAUAUGGUGUUGUGGUGUUUUCUCUGGGGUCAAUGGUCAGUAACAUGACAGCAGAAAGGGCCAAUGUAAUUGCAACAGCCCUUGCCAAGAUCCCACAAAAGGUUCUUUGGAGAUGUGAUGGGAAUAAACCAGAUGCCUUAGGUCUCAAUACUCGGCUGUACAGGUGGAUACCCCAGAAUGACCUUCUAGGUCAUCCAAAAACCAGAGCUUUUAUAACUCAUGGUGGAGCCAAUGGCAUCUACGAGGCAAUCUACCAUGGGAUCCCUAUGGUGGGCAUUCCAUUGUUUUUUGAUCAAUCUGAUAACAUUGCUCACAUGAAGGCCAAGGGAGCAGCUGUUAGAUUGGACUUCAACACAAUGUCGAGUACAGACCUGCUGAAUGCACUGAAGACAGUAAUUAAUGAUCCUUCAUAUAAAGAGAAUAUUAUGAAAUUAUCAAGAAUUCAUCAUGAUCAACCAGUGAAGCCCUUGGAUCGAGCAGUCUUCUGGAUUGAAUUUGUCAUGCGCCACAAAGGAGCCAAACAUCUUCGAGUUGCAGCCCACGACCUCACCUGGUUCCAGUACCACUCUUUGGAUGUGAUUGGGUUCCUGCUGGCCUGUGUGGCAACUGUGAUAUUUAUCAUCACAAAGUGUUGUCUGUUUUGUUUCUGGAAGUUCGCUAGAAAAGGAAAGAAAGGAAAAAGGGAUUAGUUAAAUCUGAGAUUUGAAGCUGGAACACCUGAUAGAUAGGGAUACUUCGGUUGAUUCCAGCAAUAAAUAUUGUGAUGCAAGAUUUCUUUCUUCCUGUGACAAAAAAAAAAAAAAAUCUUUUCGAAAUCUACCUUGUCAAGUAAAAAUUUGUUUUUCAGAGAUUUACAACCCAGUUAAUGGUUAGAAAUAUUUUGUGGCAAUGAAGAAAACACUAGGGAAAAUAAAAAAUAACAUAAAGCCGUACGAGCUCAUAUUGAAAUUUGUUGCACUUAUAUUGAAAUUUGUUGUUCUAAUUCACAAGUUACAUGAAAAAAAAUUACUCAGCUUAACUAUAUUUCACACAUUUUACAUAAACACAAGAACAUUAAGAAGUCUACUGACAGUAUCAGUACUGUUUUGAACAUACUCAGAAUAAUUUAGCUUCAUUUUGAACAGGAUUCUGUUGUUUUAACUGUUGCUGAAGAAACUAUUACAUAGUUAAAUUGUUUAGAAAGUCUCUCUCUUCCUUUUGAUAUUUUGAGAUGAGUAGUAUUGCUUGGCUUUUAUGAUGCAUGCAGCUUUAUUGUCACAUUUUUUGCUAAAAUUUAUGGCCAAAUGUUUACUGUUUUAAGCACAUAAGUCAUUUCUCAGUGGAAAUUAUGUGGAAUUAGAAAUAUAGCCACUCUUACCUGCUUCCUACUGUAAAUUUGAACUAUUCUGCAACAUCUUUGGUUUCACAAGCCAAUUCUAUUUUUUCCAGAUAUUUAAAAAUAUUCAUCUGUUUUAUUCUCAUAUUUUUAAUUAUUUCAAUAGCUAUUUGGGAACAGGUGGUGUUUGAUUAGAUGGAUAAGUUCUUUAGUGGUAAUUUCUGAGGUUUUAGUGCAACAUCACAUGAGAAGUGUACCCUGCACUCAAUGGGUAGUCUUGUAUCCCUCACCCCCUCCCACCCUCUCCUCUGAAUCCUUAGAACCCAUUAUAUCAUUCUUAUGCCUUUGCAUCCCCAUAGCUUAGAUCCCAUUUAUAAGUGACAGUUUAGAAUGUUCAGUUUUCUAUUCCUGAAUUACUUCACUAAGAAUAAUGCCCUCCCACUUCAUACAAGUUGCUGUUAAUGCCAUUAGUUUGUUUAUUUUUAUGGCUUAGUAGUAUUCCAUGGUAUAUAUAUAUAUAGUAUGCAUAUGUGUGUGUAUAUAUGUCUGUGUGUGUGCAUGCGCAUGUGUGUGUAUACAUUUUCUUUAUCCACCUAUUGGUUGGUUGAUGGGCAUUUAGGCUACUUCCAUUCUUUUUUUUUUUAAUUGCAAACAGUGCUGUUGGAAACAUAUAUGUGUGUGGGUCUUUUUCAUAUAAAGACUUCCUUUCCUCUGCAAAGAUACACAGUAGUGGGAUUGCUGGAUCAAAUGGUACUUCUACUGUUAUUUCUUACAGGAAUCUUCAUACGAUUUUCCAUAGUAGUUGCACUAGUUUACACUCCCAUAGCAGCAUAAAACUGUCCCCUUUUUACCACAUCUAUGCCAACACUUUAUUAUUUUUGGAUUUUUAAAUUAUAUUCAUUCUUUCAGGAGUAUAGUGGUAUUGCAUUGUGGUUUUGAUUUGCAUUUUCCUGAUAAUUAGUGAAGUUGAGCAUUUUUUCAUAUAUGUUGGCCAUUUAUAUAUCUUCUUUUAAGAAUUGUCUAUUUAUUACCUUAGGCUACUUUUUGAUGGGUUUUUUUUUUUUUUAGCCAUUUGUGGAUUCUGGACAUUAGUCUUUUGUGAGAUGCAUAGUUCAUGAAUAUUUUCCACUACUCUGUGAGUUGUCUGUUCACACAGCUGAUUAUUUCUUUUGCUGGCAGAAGCUUUUUAGUUUAAUUAAAUCACAACUAUUUAUCUUUGUUUUAGUUGCAUUUGCUUUUGGAUUUUUGGUCAUAAGGUUUUUGCCUAACCCAAUGUCUAGAAGAGUUUUUCCAGUGUUACCUUCUAGAAGUUUUUAUUGUUUCUGAUCUUAGUUUUCCUUAUUUGAUCCAUCUUGAGUUGUUUUUUUAUAAGGUGAGAGACAAAGAUGAAGUUUCAUUCAUCUACAUGUGGAUUGCCAAUUAUUCCAGCCCCAUUUGUUGAAUAGGGUGUCAUUUCCCCACUUUAUGUUUUUGUUUGCUUUGUCAAAGUUCAGUUGGCUGUAAGUAUUUGUCUUUAUUUCUGGAAUCUCUAUUCUGUUCCAUUGAUCUAAAUGCCUGUUUUCAUACUGAUAUCAUGUUGUUUUGGUAACUUUUAAUGUGCCUUAUAAUACAUUGGGUAAUGUAAUGCCUCUAGGUUUGUUCUUUUUUGUAGUCUUUCUUUGACUAUGCAGGUUUCAAAGCCGAGAAUCAAAUAAAGAACUCAUCCAUUUUGAAAAUAGCUGCAAAAAAAAAAAAAAGAAAGAAAGAAAAACAAAACAAAUUACUGAGAAAUAUAUGAGGAAUAUACCUAACAAAGAAGGUUAAAGACCUCUACAAAGAAAACUACAAAACACUGCUGAAAAACGUCAUAGAUGACACAAACAAAUGGAAAUACAUCCCAUGCUCAUGGAUGGGUAGAAUCAAUUUUGUGAAAAUGAGCAUAUUGCCAAAAUAAAUCUAUAAAUGCAAUUCAA
Messenger RNA from Pan troglodytes (chimpanzee), 4204 nucleotides. Its product is annotated as UDP-glucuronosyltransferase 2B10. Gene Ontology annotation, molecular function: glucuronosyltransferase activity. The transcript is spliced from 6 exons. Lineage: Eukaryota; Metazoa; Chordata; Mammalia; Primates; Hominidae. The record is from RefSeq and is a predicted model, not a curated record. The coding region runs from base 37 to 1626 and encodes 529 amino acids.